Molecule: messenger RNA, 1995 nt
Organism: Vicia villosa (hairy vetch)
Lineage: Eukaryota; Viridiplantae; Streptophyta; Magnoliopsida; Fabales; Fabaceae
Exons: 5
Coding region: 1-1995 (664 amino acids)
Source: RefSeq, a predicted model, not a curated record
AUGUUCAUAAAUACGGAUUGGAUAUUGCCAAACUAUCAUUCCAACACUUUGAUCCUUGUUCCUAAAACUAAAGAUGCUAACACAUUAUGGCAGUAUAGACCUAUAGCUCUUGCCAACUUCAAGUAUAAAAUUAUCUUCAAAAUCUUAGCUGACAGGCUCAGCAGUAUCCUUCCUACUCUUAUCUCUAAGGAACAAAAAGGUUUUGUUUCAGGAAGAAACAUUAAGGAUGCCAUCUGCCUUGCUUUUGAGGCUAUCAAUAUUCUUCCUAACAAAAGCUUUAGUGGCAAUGUUGCUUUAAAGAUUGAUAUAGCUAAAGCCUUUGAUACCCUUAGCUGGGAAUUUCUGAUUAAUACAAUUAAGGCAUUUGGUUUUAAUGAUAAAUUUUGUGGUAUAAAUGGUAAAGCUAUAGGAUAUUUUAAAUGCUCUAAUGGAGUUAGACAAGGAGACCCUUUGUCUCCUCUUCUAUUUUGUCUUGCUGAGGAUGUGCUUAGCAGGGCAAUUUCUAAUCUUGUUUCCCCUAACCAAAUGAACUUAAUAAAGGCUAAUAGGAAGUGUUUUGUUAAUUCGCAUACCCUAUUUGAUGAUGACAUAAUGAUUUUUUGUAGGGGUGAUAUCAAGUCUCUUAAAGUUAUCUCUAAUCUUCUUAAGGAUUAUGCUAGCUGCUCAGGGCAAUUCUGUAACUACAGCAAAUCAUUGAUUUAUGUUGGGGGAAUGUCUUUCAAUAGACAUUGCAGCCUUGCUGAAAUUAUAGGAUUCACUAAAGCCAAGCCUCCUUUUAUGUAUCUUGGGGUUCCUUUGUUUGUUGGUAAACCUAAGGCUUGUCAUUUUUUUCAUGUUGCAGAUAACAUCAGGGUGAAGCUGGCCUCUUGGAAAGCUAAGCUUUUGUCAAUAGCUGGUAGAAUGCAACUGGUUAAAACUGUUACUUUCAGUAUGAUGAUCCACAACAUGUCUAUAUACAACUGGCCAGCCAGUAUAAUCAAAAAAGGUGGAGGUUUAGAUGAGAAACUUCAUCUGGAGUGGAUGCAUAGACAACAAAAAGCUCAUAACUGUAGCUUGGAAAGAUUGCUUCAACAUUGGUCUAAGCUUCUUAGUGAAAGGGUGAGAAGAAAUGGAAAAUUCAUCAAAUACUCUAUAAAGUCUUCUAUAUGGAGUGGCAUAAGGGAAGCCUAUGAUUUGGUUAGUGAGAACUACAUUUUGAUUGUUGGUAAUGGCAACAAGACUCCUUAUGGAUGGUCUAUUAAGGAUAACUUGCAAAUGGCCUUUCCCAGUCUGCUGAGCAAAAUUUCUAUUGUUAGCAUACCUGACUUUAAUGUGGAAGACUCUUUGGUUUGGAAAUACUCUACACAUGGUGACCUAAGUUUCCAAACAGCCUACAAUACUAUUAUCAAACCUUCUCUUUCAAAAUUAUGGUCCAUCUUUCUUGGGGAUAAGGAUUCUCCCCCUUCUCACUCUAUGGUAGUUUGGAGAUACAUCCAUCACAAAAUACCUACAGAUGACAACUAUUCCAUUAGAGGAUUCAAUUUACCAUCUAUGUGUUCUCUAUGCAAUUCUCAAUCUGAAACAAUGGAUCAUCUCUUCUUUGGCUGCUCUUUUGUCACCAAGCUUUGGCACUGGCUGGAAUCUAAAUGUGACAUUAAUUUCAAAAUUCUUUGUUUUAAUAAUUUCUUGAAGUUGAUUAAUAUUUCUUGGUCUGCACAAGCCUUGGUUGUCAUCAAAGUGAGCAUUGUGGGAAUCUUUCAUCAAGUUUGGAAGGCUCGAAAUAAGAUCAGACAGGAACACCUGAAUAUUCCUUGGAAUUCCUGUAUUGCUUCUAUUGCAGCCCAGGUUAAGAUGGCUGGAAACUCUUCUUGCAGAAAAUCAAACUCCACCAUUCCUAAUUUUACCAUGCUAAAAAGAUUUGAUGUCACCUUGAACCCUUCUAAAACAGCUAGGUAUGUGGAUGUUAUAUGGACUCCUCCUUUGCAAGAUUGGACUAAUGUAAUGUGGAUGGUGUAG